This is a messenger RNA of Terrapene triunguis (Three-toed box turtle), 1308 nucleotides long. RefSeq names its product perilipin-3-like. Gene Ontology annotation, biological process: lipid storage; positive regulation of triglyceride storage. The transcript has 7 exons. The record is from RefSeq and is a predicted model, not a curated record. Gene Ontology annotation, cellular component: cytosol; lipid droplet. Bases 1 to 1308 code for a protein of 435 amino acids. NCBI's taxonomy places the organism in Eukaryota, Metazoa, Chordata, Testudines, Emydidae.
AUGUCUAUAGACGAAAACAAAACAAAUGCUGCUUUCCUAGAGACUGUUGAUCAGGAGCAUCAGAGUGUAGUGAGUAGGGUGGCCAAUCUGCCACUGGUCAGCUCUACCUAUGACAAGGUUUCUACUACUUACACUGCCACUAAAGAAGACCAUUCACUCAUCAAGUCAGUCUGUGGUGUUGCAGAGAUGGGAGCAAAGACAAUUGCUACUGCUGCAGUUGAUGGUGUACAACCAAUUCUGACCACGCUUGAACCUCAGAUUGCAGCAGUAAACGAAUAUGCCUGCAAAGGACUGAACAAGCUGGAGGAGAAACUGCCAAUCCUUCAACAGCCAGCUGAUAAGGUGAUCUCAAACACCAAGGAGCUAGUAUCUUCCACAGUAACAGGCACCAAGGAUGCAGUUGUCAGUGCUGUCACAGAAGCAAAGGAUGUAGUAACUGGAAUGAUGGGCAAGACAAAAGAGACUGUGCAGGGUAGUAUGGAUGCCACCAGAUCUGUAAUGACUAGCAGCAUGAGUGCUGUCAUGGAAUCCAGUGUGGGGCAGAAGGUUGUGAGCAGCAUUGACACAUUGCUGGGGAAAUCAGAGGAACUGGUGGACUUCUACCUCCCAAUAACAGAUGAAGAAUUAGUUAAGCUUGCAACAUCUCUGGAGGGGUUUGAAGUGGCCUCAGUAGAGCAGCAGAGACAGCCAAAGAGUUACUAUGUACGUUUGGGUUCCCUUUCAACCAAACUCCGCCAACGGGCCUACCAGCACUCCCUGGGCAAGGUGAAACAAGUUGGACAAAGUACAAAGGAGGCCCUCUUCCAGCUUCAGCAAACCAUUGAUCUGAUUGACUAUGCUAAAGAGGCUGUGGGUCUGAAGCUUCAUGAUGGCCAAGAGAAGCUGAAUCAAAUGUGGCAGGAGUGGAGCAGGAGGGAGAUAGGAGCAAAUGAGGACAAAGACUCUGCAAAGCCAGAGCUGAUUGAGUCUCAGACACUGGCUGUUUCACGUAGCAUCAUCCAUCACUUGCAGGCCAUCUGUCUCACCCUAGUAUCCAGCAUCCAGGGCCUCCCAGCCAAUAUGCAGGACCAGGUCCAGCAGAUCCUAAGCGGCCUAGAAGACCUCCAUGCUUCCUUCUCUACUGCUGCUUCCUUCCAGGAUCUCUCCAGCAGUGUCCUCUCCCAGAGCAGAGAGAAGGUGACCAAAGCACAGGAGUCUCUGAAUGAGCUUCUGGAGUAUGUGGUGCACAACAUUCCCCUCACAUGGAUUGUGGGACCCUUUGCUCCAUCUGGAGACUCUGCAGUGGAUGAUAAAGUGGAGAAGGACUAG